GUUCCUUCGGCGUUUUGGGACUCAGCUCUACCUUCUAAAGCCCGAUCGACAGACUGCUAUCCUUAGAAAUCUCCGAACCGCGAAUUGUCUCUUUGUUUUCUUUUGGUUUUUCAAAGAAACGAGCAAAGAUGUCGAAAACAUUCACUCCCGCCCAGGUCGCCGAGCACAAGACCGCCGAUAAAGGUCUAUACAUUAUUGUCGACUCCAGCGUGUACGAUAUUACCAACUUUGUGGAUGAGCACCCCGGUGGUGCGAAGAUCUUGAAGCGUGUUGCUGGCAAAGAUGCGUCAAGGCAGUUCUGGAAGUACCACAAUGAAUCGGUGUUGAAGAAGUAUGGAGCCAAGUUGAAGGUUGGAGAUGUCAAGGACGCCGCGAAGUUAUAAACGAGCAUGGUGUCACAGAGUGCGCAAGUUUUCGAAUAAGUGGGUGGGAGUCAAACCAUGCUUCCUGUGUGGAAGAUAGGCGGGUUCAUUUAUGGGUUUGGACAGACGAGAUGACGAGACGAUACCUCUACCGACAUACUCCUCCCUCUACAGACCCGAUCCCAAUGGAAAAUUGAAUUAGGACCCACGAAGUAUACGUCAGCUUCAGCCCAAUACCGUCUUCGCACUUCCGCUUGCAAAUUUUGUUGUUUAGUUGUCUGUUUAUCGAUAAACCGUAUUUUCUUUGCGAAUGUUUCUCCGGCCUCCAGUCUUUUGGAUACUCUCCGACCUACCCAACUGGGCGCUACUCACUUACAGGCAAAUAUCCUAGAUAGAGAAUAGAUCUUCAUAUACAUUUCG
Molecule: messenger RNA, 782 nt
Organism: Coccidioides posadasii C735 delta SOWgp
Lineage: Eukaryota; Fungi; Ascomycota; Eurotiomycetes; Onygenales; Onygenaceae
Cellular component (GO): membrane; intracellular membrane-bounded organelle
Molecular function (GO): heme binding
Source: RefSeq, a predicted model, not a curated record